Molecule: messenger RNA, 1449 nt
Organism: Cladocopium goreaui
Lineage: Eukaryota; Dinophyceae; Suessiales; Symbiodiniaceae
Source: the annotation of a GenBank genome assembly
AUGAAUUGGCGCACACCUUUGGGCUCAGCACAGCCGGCGGCUGCGUGCUGCCAUGGCAAGAUGAGCAUUUUGGGCGGCCCUCUCUUAGAGGAGACUGAAGUGGAGGAGCUGCUGCGGAAGUAUCCGCGCUUCAAAGGAGCGAUUCCUCCAGAAGCACGCUUAUGGACUGAGGCAGAACUUGAAACCUUCCUGGCCAGCAAUGGGCAAAGAAAACCCACAGACCUGGGCGAGGAGAAGAAGGCACCGGUGAACUGCGGCCUGCUGACCAAAGCUAGGCUAAAACUUGCAGAGUUCAAAGUCGAAGAAGCAACUGCAGAGUACAUCUCAUACUGCCGACAUAGGCAGCAACGUGCCAAUUUUUGCAACCUCCCUGGAAUCGCAUCCUGUAGCCCUGUCCAACGAGUUCGGCAGGUGCCAAGUGGGCUGACCCAACCAUGCACCCUCGUACCCAAGCGGGGACAUGAGCCCGUGUGGCGGCAUUGGAACAUCAGCUUUUGGAAGGAAGCGUGUGGUUUGGAGUAUUGCAACUGCCGCAGUCGGUGGCCAGCCUUCGAGCAAGAUUCAGGUUUCGACGCUCUGUGCAUUGAAGCUGGACUUGUUGAAUACUUGGACUACAUGCUGGUGGUCGAAAUCCAAGACUCUGCCUGCAUGGAAGAUCAAGCCUUAGCCUUUCCAAGACUGCAAGUUGGAGACUUCUGUCCCUUUAUCAGCUCCUGUAGCAGAUUCUUCAAAGAUCACUGGCGAUCCUGGACGCCGCCUGGUGUGGACGAUCUCACGCUGCGCUGGUGCGAGAUUUAUGGCUCCAUCUUUGAGCAAGAUCCGGUUCAUCAGCUCGCGCAAUUUUAUCGAUUGCAUUUCGGUGUCAUAGGAUCUGUGAGCCGCUUACAUCGAAGCAACCACCAAGCGCACGAGUGGCUCCUGCAAAUGGAAGGUCAGAGAAUGGUGUUUCUCUUCCCGCCAGAGGAAACUGAAAACAUCUACGAGCUCAUGGGUGGCUACGACGAAGCGCGCUCCGACGGCAGCUUUGGAUAUGCCACACACAUCAGUGAGGUGAACGUCUUCUUCCCAAGCCAGAAACGUCAUCCACUCUUCGCCAAAUGCCAGGCGUUUGUUUCUCUCCUCGGCGAAGGGAAAUCUUUGGUGAUCCCAUCUGGCUGGUGGUGGACCGCCAUUAGCACCCAGCCUUCGGUCACUUUGCACCAUAGCUACUGGAGCUUUGAGAACAGGUUGGGCUUCGUAGAUGCACUUUGGGCACCGUUUGAAUCACAACAAACCUCUGUUGACGCUCGAAAUGUCAUGAGACCCGCCUUCGCGGAGUUAAGGGAGAGCAUUUUGCAGGACGACGGAAAACGGGAACUGGACGAUUAUGUCGUCAUUGAGGGUGGUCGCUGAGGCGAGUUGCUGGUGCAACUUGAGCAGCUAGAUUGAUGAAGCUUAAGCAUGUGGGUG